Messenger RNA from Alternaria postmessia, 237 nucleotides. RefSeq lists its product as uncharacterized. Gene Ontology annotation, cellular component: membrane. Gene Ontology annotation, molecular function: malate transmembrane transporter activity. Bases 1 to 237 code for a protein of 78 amino acids. The transcript has a single exon. The record is from RefSeq and is a predicted model, not a curated record. NCBI's taxonomy places the organism in Eukaryota, Fungi, Ascomycota, Dothideomycetes, Pleosporales, Pleosporaceae. Gene Ontology annotation, biological process: malate transmembrane transport.
AUGUCGUCAAAACCCGAACCCUUACAACCGCAAGAGCAGAAACAACCAGAUGGCAAGAUUGGCAUACGCAAACGCCUAAAGCACUUUACGUUCGCCUGGUUCCUCUCUACAAUGAGUACGGGGGGUCUGGCUCUAGCCCUCGCCGAUACACCGCAUCAAUUCCCUGGUAAUAACCCUUUCCCCCCACAUCCCUAUUCUCCGCCGUUCUCACCCGUAAAGAACGAAGAAGCCAACUGA